AUGUCAGAGAAUUCGAGUAAUUCUGCUUCACUUGCUAUCAAAAUUCAGAUUGAAGACUUGAUUUUUCAGGUAUCCCAAGAUAACGCUGCUGAAACAACCGAAAAUAUCAAAAAAAUAUUAGCAAAUACCAACAAAGACUAUGUGCAAUUGAUAAUAGAGAAAUGUGCACAGAUGUUUCCUUCAAAGUUCAUACUAUACAAUCAACUUUUUAACGAAAUUUUCAAUCAAUCAUUAAUUCCAGCAACAAAAACUGUUGAUCCAACACAGUUAAUAUCCGCUAUUUUAUCAGAUGAUAUUGCAGUCUUUAAAUCUACUUUUGAACCAAUUGACAAAACAGAUCAUGAAAAAAUUCUUCAAAUUGAUUUUGAAUAUGAGAAGCAGCACUUCAACGUCAUGAAUCUCGCUGCUAAACUCGGUGCUUUCAAUAUAUUUAAGACUUUUAUAGAAAAUAAAUAUACAUUCGAUAAAAAUACUUUUAUUUAUGCAAUUGAAAGCGGAAACAAGAAACUUAUAGAUUAUCUAAUAGGUUUAGGUUGUAACGUUACUGAUAAUAUUGAGAUAUUCAUCAAAUUCCAUCAAAACAAUUACAUUUUUGAAGAAUUAGAAAAAAUCAAAACAAAAAUAUCAAUUGAAUUGAUUGCUUAUGGCAACAAUACACCAGCUUUAUACAAAUUAUCACAAAUGAAUAUGAUUGAUUACUCAAUUUUCAAUGAAAAUAUUUCCCAAUUUUUAUCCAGAGUUGGAUCAUUAGAUAUUCUUAAAAACUAUUCAGAAAAGCAAUAUUCUAUAGCUGAUAUUACUUCUGCAGCUCAAUUUGGAAAUAUAGACGCAGUAAAAUAUUUAAUUAAUUCAUUCAAUGAUAAAAAGCUUGUUUUCACUGCAAUUGCUUCAGGACAGAUAGAAGUUUUCAAAUUCCUUCACGAAAAAGGUCUUGCAAAUGAAAAAAAGUUCAAGAACCAGUCAUUUUGUAUUUGUGCCGCAAAAAACAAACAAAAUGAGAUGUUGUCUUUCUUACUUGAUAAUGGUUUUAAUGCGAAAUCACAGGAUAGUAAAGGAAAUAAUUGUUUCUUGAUAAGUGUAGCAAAUUGUCAUAAAGAAAGCGUUGAUGUUUGCAUUAAUCAUGGAUUGAGCCUUGAAUCGAAGAAUUCUGACGGAGAAACACCAAUAAUAGUUGCUGUGAAAGCUGGUGAUAAGGAUUUAGUUGAAUAUUUACUUGAAAAAGGAUGUAAUAAAAAUUUAACUACAAAAAGUGGGAAAUCUGCAUUAGAUUUUACCAAUGAUGAAAGUAUCAUUUCUAUUCUUAGGAGAGGAGAGAUCAUUAGAGAGAUAUUUGAACCUCCAAGAAUAACAAGAGUCAAGAAAAAUUUGUAUAAAUAA
Messenger RNA from Trichomonas vaginalis G3, 1377 nucleotides. Its product is annotated as ankyrin repeat, PH and SEC7 domain containing protein SECG-related family. The transcript has a single exon. The record is from RefSeq and is a predicted model, not a curated record. NCBI's taxonomy places the organism in Eukaryota, Parabasalia, Trichomonadida, Trichomonadidae. Gene Ontology annotation, molecular function: protein binding. The coding region runs from base 1 to 1377 and encodes 458 amino acids.